AUGAGUAAAAACCGCCCUCGCUCUGUGGCUCUGGGCCCUCUCUCUGUGGCUCUGGGCCCUCUCUCUGUGGCUCUGGGCCCUCUCUCUGUGGCUCUGGGCCCUCGCUCUGUGGCUCUGGGCCCUCGCUCUGUGGCUCUGGGCCCUCUCUCUGUGGCUCUGGGCCCUCUCUCUGUGGCUCUGGGCCCUCUCUCUGUGGCUCUGGGCCCUCUCUCUGUGGCUCUGGGCCCUCUCUCUGUGGCUCUCGGCCCUCUCUCUGUGGCUCUGGGCCCUCGCUCUGUGGCUCUGGGCCCUCUCUCUGUGGCUCUGGGCCCUCUCUCUGUGGCUCUCGGCCCUCUCUCUGUGGCUCUGGGCCCUCUCUCUGUGGCUCUGGGCCCUCUCUCUGUGGCUCUGGGCCCUCUCUCUGUGGCUCUCGGCCCUCUCUCUGUGGCUCUGGGCCCUCUCUCUGUGGCUCUGGGCCCUCGCUCUGUGGCUCUGGGCCCUCUCUCUGUGGCUCUGGGCCCUCUCUCUGUGGCUCUGGGCCCUCGCUCUGUGGCUCUGGGCCCUCUCUCUGUGGCUCUGGGCCCUCUCUCUGUGGCUCUGGGCCCUCUCUCUGUGGCUCUGGGCCCUCUCUCUGUGGCUCUGGGCCCUCGCUCUGUGGCUCUGGGCCCUCGCUCUGUGGCUCUCGGCCCUCUCUCUGUGGCUCUGGGCCCUCUCUCUGUGGCUCUGGGCCCUCUCUCUGUGGCUCUGGGCCCUCUCUCUGUGGCUCUGGGCCCUCUCUCUGUGGCUCUCGGCCCAAAGCAGCGACAGUGA
Messenger RNA from Knipowitschia caucasica, 789 nucleotides. The record is from the annotation of a GenBank genome assembly. Lineage: Eukaryota; Metazoa; Chordata; Actinopteri; Gobiiformes; Gobiidae.